Guillardia theta CCMP2712 is the source of this 2373-nucleotide messenger RNA. RefSeq lists its product as hypothetical. The transcript is spliced from 15 exons. The coding region runs from base 1 to 2373 and encodes 790 amino acids. NCBI's taxonomy places the organism in Eukaryota, Cryptophyceae, Pyrenomonadales, Geminigeraceae. The record is from RefSeq and is a predicted model, not a curated record.
AUGGCUAUGCGCGCGCUCCUGUCGUGCUCUUUCAUGUUUGUCCUCAUGCUCGUGAUCGACCAUGGUCUCCUCUCCGCUCAAUCGUCGGUCUCCGCUAUGGCGCCGAGCUUCAGCAAGGGUCAGCUGUGUCGCCCCACAAACCUCAUGCUGCGAGGAGGAAGGGGGACGAGGAAAGCGCGGCCGGUAGAGGAAAGCUCAGAAUCUGUCCAACAACUCUUGCCUGUAUCGACCGAAGAGGCGGAUGUAGGAAGAUGGGAGAAGGAUGGAGGGAUGGAGCGCGAGGACGAGGAAGAGAGGAUGGCAGAAGAGGAGGAGGAGGAGGAGGAGCAGGAGGAGCAGGAAGAGGGUCGUCAACAGGAUGGAUCCCUUCAGAGUGCGCAUCAGGCUCCCAUGGUGGAUCGAAUUUUCCGCCAGUGUCAAGACAGCAUGCGGAAGACGCAGGAGGAAGAGGAGGAGGCGGUUGUGCUCCUGCUACUCCCCUGCCCCUUGUUGACGUCCCGGCAGGUCCGGCAAGCCCGAGCAAAGUGGCUGAGAGAUGGAGGAAAUCAUGUGUUUGCCGUGGAGCUAGUCGAUAGCCUCAGGAGGCUUGCGAUCUCAGAGCAGACAAGAGCAGGAGGAGCAGGAGCAGGAGCUGGAGCUGGAAGCAAGGAGGGCAGGAAGCAAGAUUCAAAACGCAUCCUCAUCAACAAUGAGGUUGCAUCAGUCCUAUCACAGCAAGGGACGUUCAGAAGCUCAGAGAAACGCAUGCUGGAGGCUGCGGGCGUUCAUCCUGCCAUCCUGCUUGCUGCUGGCCGCUACUUCAUGGAGCUCUUCCUCCGAGUGCUGAAGAGAUCCGCUUCCACUCCCUGCAACGUCACAACAGCCGCCUGCACUUCCUCCUCCUCCUCCUCCGCUUCCUCCUCCUCCUCCUUCCACACGGAGCCGUCGGAGCGUCAGUUUCAUGCUCUUGCUCACCUUCACUUGGGGGAUCUUGAGAUGAGACGAGGGCACGAAGACUCAGCAUACAUUCACCUGCAGGCUGCUCUCCUUGCUAACUCGUCAAUCGCCGAAGCCGCCUACCUCAAAGCCAAGCUCCUCUUCCAGCUCGUGCAAGGUAAUCAUCUAGCUCUUGCGACACUAGAGGAGCAGGAAGAGGCAAAGCAGCAGCAGCAGCAGCCGGAGCAAGAGCAGGAAUCAAGUGUGGUGGGGGUUUCGAUAGCAGGAGACAAGCAGACUCGCCUCCUCCUGGGCUCUCACCCUGCCAUCUGCUCGUCGGUCAUGAAGGAGAUGAGGAGGAAGAGGCUCAGCGUGCGAGCGCUGCUCUCACACGUCGUGUCGCUCCUAGAAGGGAACGCGGAGAAGCUGGGACAGGCGGGGGAGCAGGCAGAAGCUUUCCUCCUACUGGCGAGGACGCACAUCGCGAUCUCGAUGCUGCAGCAGGAGAAGUCGAGGAGGAAAGAGGAGGAAGGCCUGCAGGAGGCGAGGAAAGCAGCUGAAGAUGGGCUGAAGAAGCAGCUGCACCAUCCGGAUCUCCUCCUCCUCCUUGGAGAAGCGUCUGCCAUGCUCACUCUUCGCUCCUCCUUGUUUCCAGUCCUUCGAACUCUCGGAGAGUCGCUCCCGCGUGCUCGACAACUCCUCCGGUACGCAAGAGCAGAACAAGACGCGCAGCAUGCGGACAUCGUCGAGGAAGUCUGCCGUCCUCUCCUCCUUGCUCCUCCUCCUCCCUCCCCAUCGUCCAAGAGAUCCUUCGCCCAGCUAGCAUGCCUCUACGCUCAGACGCUUGCAAAUCCAGUCCGCGACAGCAAGGGGGCGAAGGGGAAGCAGCGAGGUGGGGAGGACAGACCGAGAGGAAGAGACGGGAAGGGGAAGGGGGAGGAGGGUGGGGGGGAAGCUCUGAGAAAGAAGCGGGAGAAAGCGCGGGAGCUGUUCGAGAGAAGUGUGAAGGAGGUGAAGUUGGAACCAGAAUGUGGAGAGUCUGACGACGAUCAGGCGGAGGAGAGGGGAAGCAACAAGACGAAGAGCGACAUCUAUACAUCUUAUGCUCACUGGAAUCACUAUUACCUCGACAAGCCGUCUGAAGCUGCUGAGCUUCUGGACAAGGCUAUUCUCUACAACCCUUCCAACACUCCUGCUGGACUUCACCGCCGUCUCCUCCAGGAGGAGGAGGAGGAGCUGAAGCUCGAGGAGCUGGAGAGAGAGUAUCCGGGGCUACGCGACAAGAGUCUGCUACAGGAUUUCAUCAAGAUAGUGGAGAAGUCUCGAGCAUCUUCGGCCGCCAACAUCGCGGCAAGUGACAAUGGCGACCUGCCGCCUACGUCUGCGGGCGCAGGAGCAGAGGGAGGGACAGGGCAGAAGAGGAAGCGAAUAUUCGACUGGCAGGGGCCGGGCAUGUAA